AGUAUCUCAUAGAAGCUACAAAACUGUUCACUGUCCACUAUCCACUGUAUUUAACCGAACAUUUUAAACAAAGUUUAAUCAAGAGAAAAGUUAUUCUGCUCUAAACCGCCAACAAAAAAGGAAAAGCUAUAGCAAACAUCUGCAAGACUUGGAGAUGGACUAUCCGAAGAAUGAGCAGAAUCCACCUCCCUACAGCCCAGGGUACUAUCCCCAGAAUCCUGCCCCCCCACCGGGCUUCCAUGUUGGCCAAGGGAACAUAGCCGUAGUGAGUCCUGCUGCUGACUACAACAGCAUGGGGGACCCUGAGAACGGUCACUCUUGUGCUCCACCUGAGUACUCCCAGGGCUUUGAGGACCAGGAGACCUACCUUUUCUCAGAUGCAACUAUCAGGAGAGGCUUUGUGAGAAAAGUCUACUUGACAUUGAUGGUCCAGCUGCUGAUCACUGUUGGACUCAUCUGUGUAUUUCUGUUCUGUUAUGAUCUCAAGGAAUGGGUUCAACACAAUAGUUGGUUUACAUUUACAAUGAUGGGACUGGUGUUUGGUCUGAUCAUAGUGCUCGCGUGCUGCGACAGUGUACGUCGGAAGGUGCCACUAAAUUUCAUCUUCCUGGGACUGUUUACCAUUGUGGAAGGCUUCAUGCUGGGCUCAGUAACAGUGUUCUACGAGGCUGAUGCUGUACUCUGGGCUGUCGGUGCCACGGCUCUGGUCUCUCUGGCAAUGAGCGUGUUUGCUAUGCAAACAAAAUGGGAUUUCACUGCAGCCAGUGGGACUAUGUGGGCAAUUGGCUGGACGCUCAUAUCAUUUGGACUGCUUUGUGCAAUUCUACGGACACAGUAUCUAUACAUUGUAUAUGCAUCAUUGGGGACUCUGGUCUUUUCAAUUUAUUUGGUGAUGGAUACCCAGCUAAUGCUUGGUGGGAAACAUAAGUACAGCAUCAGCCCAGAAGAGUACAUCUUUGCUGCUCUAAACCUGUACCUUGAUAUAGUCACUCUUUUCCUCUUUUUACUACAGCUUAUCGGACUCUGCCGCUAGUACUAGGCUACUUUUACACCUAAAUCUGUUUACUGUACAAAGCACUGAUUCAUAUACUACCUUCCAUCCAGCAAUGAUCUCUGUACACCCAGCUCUGAUUCCUGUACAACCUUUCACGCACCUCUGAUACCUGUGUUAACUUUAUACCCAACUCUGAUUCCUGCACUACUGAUACGUGUUCUACAUUCACACCUAGUGCUGGUGUGUGUGUGUGUGUGUGUGUGUGUGUGUGAGUGUGUGUGUGUGUUCAUGCAGGUAUUUCUGCUUGUAUUUUAAUGAGGUGAAAUUGCCGUGAUAGCAGAUGUUAUGUUUUGGAACAGUACAUUUGCCUAAUUAAUGUCCAAAUGAAUGUGCUAAAAACAUCUUAAAGUACUUUUACUCAGAGAAUUUUGGAAUCUGGGAUCAGUUCAGCUUUCUUUUUGAUGU
Conger conger (European conger) is the source of this 1459-nucleotide messenger RNA. RefSeq lists its product as uncharacterized. Bases 155 to 1033 code for a protein of 292 amino acids. NCBI's taxonomy places the organism in Eukaryota, Metazoa, Chordata, Actinopteri, Anguilliformes, Congridae. The record is from RefSeq and is a predicted model, not a curated record. The transcript has 10 exons. Gene Ontology annotation, cellular component: membrane.